GAUGGUGGUGGCGCGGCGCUCGGCAUCGCCACAUCCCGCCGCGAGCGGGGGACCCCUCGCGGCGCCGUGGCCGAGCCGGGCCCGCGGCGCCGCGGGUCGAGGAGGCCGCUAGAUGAGAGGCGCCGCCAGAGCGCGAGGACGAGGAAGAGGAGGACGAGGGGGAGGAGGAGAACCGCAUCCCGAGCACAUCCGAGCAGGCAUGGCCGCGCGUUCGCCGCGGGGACUGUCGGCGCUGGGGGUUGGAGAGAUGUCGUGCGUGGCGGAGGAGGCCGAGCUGGAGCUGCUGUACGAGGAGGAGGAGGAGGAAGAGGAAUACGAGGAUUUGCGUUGUUUUAGCCGAUACUGCGAAUCACCGGUGGAUCAGUACCACCGGCACUCGCUCUCGCCCGUGCCGGAGGAGUCCGGCGAGGAGCAGGAGGAGGAGGAGGAGCCGUGCGGCAUCUCGGCGGGGUCCGCCGGCUCGCGCUCGUCCUCGUGCGAGGACCUCUCGCCAGGGGUCCUUCCCAGGGACGGCUCUCCCAAGCGGGCGGCGACGGCGGCUGCUGCGGUGACUGCGGUGGCGCAGUCCGCGUGCGAGCAGGAGCUGCUCCGGGCCGCGGCGGUGAAACUCCGCACGCUCGCCACGCCGCGGCUGCCCGGCACGCGGAGGCGCGAGGAGGAGGAGGGCGAGGAGGGUCCCGAGGAGGCCGAGGAGGUCGAGGAGGUGCAAGACGAGAAGAGGCCACUCAGCUCCUGGGAGACGCUCGAGUACCUUGUACGUGCUGAGGACCGACCGCUCCAGGACCGGGCCGGCGUUGCGUGGCAGCAACGGAGGAGGAGCAGUGACGACGAGGAGUACGUGGAGUACGAGGAGGAGGAGGAGGACCUCGCGCGGUCACAGCCGAGCCGGGAGGACGGCGUGGCCUCGACGCGUGGCCCCGACGAGCCGUGGGGGUGCAAGCGGAGCCGUCGGGACGAGAGCGAGCGCCGGGCGGGCACGGGUGGCCGCGAGCGCGAGGAGAACGCGGUGCGGGAGGCAACCGCCGCCGUCCGGCACCGCGCGUCCAACGGGCAGCAGCCCCGGCAGCGGCAUCGACGGCUGAGGAACGGCUCGGCCCCGGAGGCGAGCGGAGAGCCGGACGAUCGCUACGAGGAGGAGGAGGAGGCGGCGGCGACGAUGGCGCUGUCGCGCGCGGCGGAAGGCGGCGGCGGCGCCGCGCAGGAGGGCGGCUGGGCGCUGCAGGUGGCGCUGACCGAGGCGGAGCGAGUGCAGAGCUGGCUCAUGCAGGCGCACGCCUCCCUGGGGCGCUGCGGCGCCGUGCGGUGGGGCCGCACGCGCGACGUGGCCAGCCAGCUCGUCGACUGCCAGAGCCUGCUGACGGAGAUCGAGCGCAAGGUGUCGGUGCUCGGCGCCCUCAUCACGCGGAGCGACGCGCUCCUGGAGGAGGUGCGGGCCCGGGCGGGCUCGCGGACCCCCGUCCCCACCCUCGGCGCCGCGGGCGAGGACGGGAACCCGGCGUGCCUCGACUCAGCGGCGGCGACGGAGGGUGUAGAACGGGCCGCCCCCGACGACGGCCAACCGACGGACGCCGGGGGCGGCCGCGAGCCGGACGGCGACGACGGCGACGACGGCGACGACGCCGACGCCGGAAAGGAGGUCGCGUCCGACGAGCCGGAGAGCGACGUCCGCCCCGCCGAGUGGCCGGGCCGCUACUGCGAUGGCGAACAAGUGGAUGCGCAGCACGUGGACGCACAGCACGUGGACGUGCAGCACGUGGACGUGCAGCACGUGGACGUGCAGCACGUGGACGUGCAGCACGUGGACGCGCAGCACGUGGAUGCGCAGCACGUGGACGUGCAGCACGUGGAUGCGCAGCGCCUGCGGAGGAGGGCGCACGCCGAGGAGAUCUCCGCUCGGCUGCGCACGCUCAAGGGCAGCUUGCUGGGGCUGCAGAAGGUGCUGCUCGACCGGCAGACCAUCCUGCAGGGACGGUUAACGCGGCAGGAGGCAGAGGGAGAGGAGAGCACGUCACACGAGGACCUCGUGCUGGAGGAGUACAGCGAGCGCGUGGAGAGGCUGCCCACGGGCUCGCUGCUGUCCGGCGGGGUUUCCCUCGCGGCCGCCGCCGGUGCCGUUGCCGCCUCCGCCACCGUCGACCACAACUGCAACCACCAGCCGCAGACACUCCGUGGCCUCCUGGAGGAGCUGAAGCUUCUCCUGGACGAGGCGGUCUUCGAGCACGAGGCCCUGUCAGCUAGGCGCGGUCAGGCGAGCGGCACGGCCCGGUCGGAGGCCCUGGAGGAGGGCCGCCGACGGCCCCCUUGGGGCCUCCUGGAGCAGGAGCAGCAGAGCAAGAUGAGGGUGCUGGCCGACCUCCUGCACUGCCGCGACAUCUCGGGCCCGGUGCCGCUCGCCUCGACGUCGCCGCUGGAGGAGGCGUGGGGGCCGGGUCGGCCUCCGCCGGCUCCCCGCGUGGCGGUGGUGGCGCCGCGGGUGGCAGCGAGGCUCGGACGCUCGGCCGGGGGGGGCGCCGGCGACGGAGAGGUACAGAACGGUGUUGAGCACCAUGGGGAGGGGACGGUGGAGGAAGAGGUGGAAGAAGACGGUGAGGAGGAGGAGGGGGAAGAGGAGGAGGAGGGGGAGAGGCCACGGGACCCCGAGUGGAAGUGUUUCUCCGCGCUGCGGGCGGCGUCGUGCCGCCUCGACGCCGUGGAGGAGGCGCUCCUCCUGCCCUGGGCGGACGGCGACGAGGAGCGGGAGGCGUGGCUGGAGGAAGAAGAGGAGCUGUGCGUCCACCUGGCGGAGUUGGACCGCGAGUUGCGCCACCGCUCGUGGGAGGACGAUGCGGCGAGCGAGCCGGGCCCGGGCGACGCCGUCGCCGCCGCUGCCACGAGGAGGGGCGUGCAGCUGCGGCUGGGCGCCCUGGAGGCCGCCUUGCGGGCCAGCUGCUCGGCCCUCAGGGACGGGAUAUCCAGAGUCGCUGAGCACCAGAGGGAGGUGGCGGCGCUGCAGAACGCCGUGUCAAGCGAGCGGCGCUCCGUUCAGCGCAAGCUCCAGCACUGCGCUGACCACAGCCCCACUCAGCAACUGGAGGUGCUCAGAGAGGUGGCGCGGUCCCUGGACAGCCUGAGAAGCCAAGCGGCGCCGCUCCGGCAGCGCCAGCUCGAGGCUAAGCCCACGUCGCCCGCUGGCACCGACCUGGCGCGCAUCGAGCACAUGCUCGAGACGCUGGAGGAGGACGUUCACGGGCGGCGGCAUGCCCUGACGCGCGCUUGCGCCGUCGACCGGCGCUACGAGCAGGAGCUGCGGGCGCUGCUGAUGCUCGUGCGUCUCGCGGACGAGCGGCUCCUCUCCGCUCCCCGGCUGCUGCUCGCCGCCGCAGACCUCGAGCAUGCGGAGCGGCAGUGUCUGGCGCUACAGGAGUUCUUCCGCCGGCUGGAGGAGCGGCGCUUCGCGGUGGAGGAGUGGGUGCGCCGGGCGUCGGGGCGCCGCGAUGCCGCGUGGACGCGGCUGCAGGCUCGCCUCGACGCGCAGCAGGAGAGCCUCCGAGCCGGGGUCGCCGAUCAUCGCUGGAUCAUCCAGGGGUGGCGGCAGCUGGAGCGGGAGCACGAGGAUCUGAGCCAGCAGCUGGAGCACGCCGAGGGCUCCAUGGUGGCCCGCGGGGUGGUGGAGGAGUCGGAGGAGUGGCUGUCGGACCGCAUCGCCGCUCUCCUGAGACUGCGGUCGCACCUGGACGAGCACCUGCCCCGGGUCUCGCAGCUGCUGGCGGACGGCAAGCGGCUGCACGGCCUCCUGAUGGCGCGGCUCAGCUCGGCCGACAAAGCCGCGCGGGCCGGGCGCGACGACGGGGAUCCUGCCGAGGCGACUCUCCGGAUUUCCGGUGAAGGCGAAAGGUCGCCGGCCGCCCCUGCGUCGGACGGCGGCCCCGAGGGGCGCUCAGCGCCAGAAGGCGAGCCGGGAGACGGGGCCACGCACCCGACGGCUCUCGCGCUGGGCCUCGCUGCCGGGCCGGGCCUGACGUGCCACCUCGAGGGCUUCGGCCAGCGCUGGGCCGACUGCGGCGGCCGUUUGGGCACGGAGCUGCGUCGACUCCAGGCCCUGCUGGCGCACCUGACGCGGUUCCGCUGCGAGUGCACGGAGCUGCUGCUGUGGCUCGCCGAGUCGCGGGGUCAGCUGGACUACUGGAGCAACCAGGCGGACACGGUGGCUCACGAGCCGUCCACGGCCCAGGAGCUUUUCCAUCGGUUCAUGGCGUUUGUGCACGAGGCCAACGUGAAGGCGGCCCUCAAGGCGGCGGUGGUGGCGGGCGGCACCCGACUGCUGCAGCUGCAGCAGGGCGAGGCGACGGCGCCGAGGACGCAGCUGGCGCAGCUGGAGACGGCGUGGGCCGAGCUGACGGCGCGCGUGCCGCUCGUGCAGGAGCGCCUGCACCAGGCGUUGGUGGCGUGCCGCCCGUCGUGCCAAACCAUGGCGGAGCUCCUGGACUGGGUGGACGAGGUGGAGCGGAGGCUCGCGAGCGACGGAGACGAACUCUCCGGCCUGGUCGGCGCGGCGCCGCUCAGGGUUCUGCUCGACGAGUACAAGGGCUUGACGCUGGACACGCAGGCUCGCCAGCCGCUGGUGGACAGCGUGAGCCAGGCGCUGCUGCAGCAGCAGCAGGGCGCGGCGCACGUGCAGGCGCGGCGGUGCGAUAAGCUGCAGCUGGCCGAGAGCGUGGGCGUGCUGGACCGGCGCUGGCAGGCGCUGCUCGGCCGCCUGGCCGCCACGACGGAGAAGCUGGAGACGCGGCUGGAGGCCUGGACGGAGUGGGAGGCGCAGGCGCGCGCCGUGCGCGACUGGCUGGAGGCGCAGGCCGCGGGGCGACUGGCGGCGCUGCGGCAGUGCCGGGGUGGCGGGGCCACGGCGACUCUCGCGCUCGGCGCGUGCUCGGAAUUGCAGGACAAGCUGAAGGCGCAAGUGGAAGAGGUCGACAAGCUGGAGGUGUGUGGCGGCUCCGUGGUGCCGGCCGACGGGAGGUCCCCCGGGGGUCUCGUCACAGAGACUCUGCGCGAGCUGCGGGCGUCGUGCAGCCGCGUGCAGCAGGAGCUGUCGCAGGCCGUGGAGCAGCAGCGGGGGCUAGUGGAGGCGUGGGGGAGCCGAGACGCGGCACACGAGGCCGUGAACCGGGCCUUGUGGGAGGCCUGGCAUGGCCUCAGCAGGGCCAGUGUCCUCACGGGGUCUGCCCAGGCUGCCCAACGGCAGACGAGCAUCCUGCAGCGUUUGCAGGGAGAGGGCGAGCGCAGGGCGGAGCUGCUGCUGGAGCUGGUGGGGGUGACGGGGCGGCUCCGCUUCGCGUGCCACCCGGUGCUGCACGCGCGCCUCUCGCGGGGCCUGGACGAUGCGAGGAGGAGCCUGGAGGAGCUGGAGCGGGCCCUCACAGAGGGCCGCGCCCGGGCCGCCGAGCUGCGGGAGCUUUGGGCGGCACUGGGGGCAUCGAAGGCGGCGGCCCUCGGCUCGCUGUCACGCCUGGAGGAGGAGGCCGCCACGCUGGGGGCGACCGUCUCCCCCUGGGACCUGCCACUGGAGGAGGCCCACAGCUGGCUCUCCAAGUGCCAGGAGAUGGAGGCCGGCGCCGAUGCCGCAGAGAGCUCGCUGGCGACCCUCUCGGCCCGCGCGGACGAGCUGAGCCAGCGCACGGGCCCCACGGCCGUGGCCCCCGCCCGGCUGGAGGGGGGGGCCCUCACCCACCGGCUGGGCCGUGUGCGGCGCUCGCUGCGCUCCAGCCGGCUCGCACUGCAGCAUGGCAGCAGCGUCCACCGGGGCCUUGUGGAUGGCCUGCGGGCGCUGGGGGCCGUGGUGGAGGAGGCCGAGGCGGUGCUGGGGAGCGAGCGGCACGACGCCCGUCCUCCCGGGGAGCCCGGAGGAGCGCACGGCCGCGCAGCGGAGAUUAAGCUGCAGCUGCUGAGUCUGGCGGCAGCGGUGCCGGCGCUGGAGGCGGCGCGAGCGGAUGGGCGCCAGCUCCUGCUGGACGGCAGCGAUGCGCAGCACCUGCGAGCGCUGUCCGCGCGCUGGCACCGCACUGUCUCGCAAGCUGCACUCACAUCAAGCCAGCAACAGGGCCAGUGGCUGCAGCGACGGAGCUUCGUGGAGAAGUGCAGGUGCUGGAAGAGGCUCCUCCUGGAGAUGGAGCAGAGCCUGGACGUAGAGGAGGCUCCCGGCCUGGAGGACGGCCGCCACGCCAAGGAGAACGGGCAGGCCGCUCCUCGCGUGGACCUCGCCACGCCCGGCGAGCGCUCGUCCCCGCUCGACCGCCACGGGGAGCGUCCCGACGCCGGCGACGCGACGGCGCUCGGCGAGCGCUACGACAAUCUGCUGGAGCGGCAGAGGACCGUGGAGUGCCUCCUGGUGAAGGUGCUGAGUCAGCAGGCGCUUGUGCAGGAGGUCGUGCGGGAGGGCCGGGAGCUGCUCGAGAGCGGGCGGGCAGCGGACCGCUCGACGCUCGGGUCCAAGCUGGCGCUGCUGGCUGUGGUGUGGCGCGGCGCGGUGCGGCGCACGCGACACGCGAGGGAGGAGCUGGCGCGCCGCACCGCCUCGUGGCGCCGCUACCUUGAGGCGGGCGCUGCCGCGCGUGACGCUCUGCACCGGCUGGAGGCCGAGGUGACGGAGCUGGAGCGGUGCAGCUCCGGCCUCUCCCACUCGCGGGUGGCCCUGCUCCUGGAGGACACGGAGGCCGUGACGCGCGCCACGCAGCGCACGCUGGGCGGCCGAGGGACAGCACUGGAGGCCGCUGCCACGGCCGCGGCGCUACAGCUGGAGCCGGCGGCGCGAGGCCGCCUGCGCCACGAGGUUGUUGCCGCACACGAGCGGUGGAAGCAGGCCGGGCUUCGUCUGCACAUCCUUCAUCAGCGGCUCACGUGCAGCUUGCAGGAGAGGGAGGGCUGGGAGUGCGUGCUGGAGGGCUCUUUGGAGAAGCAGGCCCUGCUGCAGGAGAGGCUCUUCCUGCUGCUGCUGCCAUCACAAGAACCGGAGCUGCAGGAGCAGCAGCAGCAGUGCAGGGAGCUGGGGCAGCUGGUGGGCGAGUGCACCGAGGAGCUGGAGGGGUUGGAGGGGCCGGAGGGGCCGUGCUCUUCCCUGGAGCUGCCGGCGUCGGACGAAGGACCGCGCGCUGGCGGAGGCCCGCGUGGCCGGCGUGCGCUGGCAGUGGGCCGAGCUGCAGGACCAGGUGAGUCGGCUGUCGCGCUGCGCGUCGGAGCGGCACGAGGAGUGGGAGACGUUUGCGAGGCGCGACUCGCGGCUCUGCGAGUGGCUCGUGCGCCUGGAGCAGGCGGUGUCGCGCGGAGGCGAGGGCAGCCUGGAGGAGACGCUGGGCUGGCUCGAGAAGGAGUGCAAGGACGAGGUGGAGGCGGCGGGCGACUGCUGGGCCCGGCUGCAGGCGUUCGGCAACCAGCUGGUGGCGGCGAGCGGAGCGGCGCGCGCCGCCGAGAUCAGGGACAGGCUCGGACGCACGGAGGACCGCUGGAACCACCUGCACUACUUCUGGGCCACCAGGGUGCGCUGGCUCCAGGAUGUGAGCGGCAACAAGCAGCAUUUGGACAGUGCCAUGGGCAGCCUGCGCUCCUGGCUCGCCUGCAUGGAGGCCACGCUGGCGCAGCCCAUCGUCUACCACGACUUCGAGGCGACCGAGAUCCAGCUGAAGCUGGCGCAGCAGCAGGAGCUACAGAAAGACAUUGAGGAGCACAGCGCCAGCGUGUCGUCGGUUCUGGGCGCGUGCGGGGCCCUGCUGCAGGACUGCGACGCGUGCGCCGGCAAGGCGGAGAGCGACGGUCUGUCGCAGGCGACGCGCGGCCUCGAGCGGCGCUGGAGGAACAUCUGCGCCACAGCCAUGGAGCGUC
Molecule: messenger RNA, 7851 nt
Organism: Lethenteron reissneri (Far Eastern brook lamprey)
Lineage: Eukaryota; Metazoa; Chordata; Hyperoartia; Petromyzontiformes; Petromyzontidae
Product: nesprin-1-like
Source: RefSeq, a predicted model, not a curated record